UUAAGUGCGGUAGAACAGUGGGGAGAGAGGAAUCAGCCCAUCGAAGGAAGAAGCAGCAUGGACUCUGUUUUGCUACUUGCGUUUCUGUGCGCAGCACUUUCUCUAUGGUACAUCGCAGCUGCUGCACCUCCACAUGCAGCGGCAGACGUCACCGCUUAUCCUACCAUCCCCGGCACCGAAGACGUCUCAGUCGCUGGAGCCAACUCCAUCCUCAUCCCUCCGCGCCGAGAAGUCUACGAUGACGGCAGAAUCUUCGACAUCAGCCACAGGUACGUGCCGGAUAUGCCGGUUUGGGAUUCCAAGGACGGCCUCGGCAACGACUUCCUCUGGCUUCUCAAGAGCAUCAAGAACGGUUCCCUCGCUAACAACUCCGCCAUGAAGCUCGGCGUUCACACCGGCACUCACGUCGACGCUCCUGGCCAUUUCUACGAUAAUUACUUCGACGCUGGCUUCGAUGUCGAUACUCUUGAUUUACAGGUCCUCAAUGGUCUCGCUCUGUUGGUUGAUGUUCCUAGGGAUAAAAACCUUACCGCUGAAGUUAUGAAGUCUUUAGAUAUCCCCAAAGGUGUUCGCCGUGUGCUAUUCAGAACUUUAAAUACUGAAAGGCGGCUCAUGUUUAAGAAGGAAUUUGACACCAGUUAUGUGGGAUUCAAGGAAGAUGGAGCAAAAUGGCUUGUGGAGAACACUGACAUCAAACUUGUAGGGAUUGAUUAUUUGUCAGUUGCUGCUUAUGAUCACUCAGCUCCAUCUCAUCUUGUUUUCCUGGAAAGCAGGGAAAUCAUUCUUGUGGAAGGGCUAAAGCUUGAUGAUGUCCCAGCAGGAAUUUAUUCCCUACGAUGCUUGCCACUUAGGUUGGCUGGCUCUGAGGCAUCACCGAUCCGUUGCAUUCUGAUCAGAUGAUCUGUUCCAUCCGAGUUUGCUUGUGUCCUACAAACCUUGUUUUCCAUUAUUAGGGAGGGAGAAAAUGAAGCAGGAAACAAACGGCGUUGGUGGCCACGUGGAACAUUUUCAUGCAACUAUGUUGAUAGUAAUAGGUUGAAUAGCCAUAAUCCUUUUGUUUUUAAUUGCGUGUUCGGCUUGGAGUGCUAAAUAUCGCUAGUCUAGUGUCUGGGGUACAUAGUAUGUGGAACUUUUUUUUCUUUAAGGGCAGUGUAUGUAGAAGUCAAUUAUCGCGAUUAGUCAGGAAAAGAAAACAAAAAAAUAAAGAAAUUUGCCCAGGCAAGUCAUCAUCAUAACGUAGUCAUGCGUAUACAUUCUCAAUAAUUAUACGAACUUCUCUCUUUGUAAAACAAUGACAUGUAUUUAUCUUUUGAGCAAAGAAUAAUAUGCCCCCAUCUCCCGGAAAAAGG
Messenger RNA from Arachis stenosperma, 1349 nucleotides. Its product is annotated as cyclase-like protein 2. The record is from RefSeq and is a predicted model, not a curated record. Bases 58 to 900 code for a protein of 280 amino acids. Lineage: Eukaryota; Viridiplantae; Streptophyta; Magnoliopsida; Fabales; Fabaceae. Gene Ontology annotation, molecular function: arylformamidase activity. The transcript is spliced from 7 exons.